This is a messenger RNA of Abrus precatorius (Indian licorice), 2140 nucleotides long. Its product is annotated as peroxisomal membrane protein PEX14. Gene Ontology annotation, molecular function: signaling receptor binding. Gene Ontology annotation, biological process: protein import into peroxisome matrix, docking. The transcript is spliced from 13 exons. Gene Ontology annotation, cellular component: peroxisomal importomer complex; peroxisomal membrane. The record is from RefSeq and is a predicted model, not a curated record. Bases 155 to 1720 code for a protein of 521 amino acids. Lineage: Eukaryota; Viridiplantae; Streptophyta; Magnoliopsida; Fabales; Fabaceae.
CAAGUUGAUGGUUGAGGCAUUUUGGCGUGAGGUAGAGCAAGGAGAGCAGAAGAGGAUAUGCUUGAAGAAGGAGAAGAGGAAAUAAAAGGCACACCCAUUCAUUUUGUUUUGUUCAGCUAAUCCACUCAUUCACUAAGUGAGUAGAGUAGCAGGCAUGACCACCCAAUCGCCACCGCCUUCCACUCCCCCCGACACUGACGAAAACCAAGGUUCUAAAGUUGUGCAACCAACAAAUGUGGAUCAGCAAAAUGUCAAAGAGGAGCCUGUUAAACAGAGUUCAUCUACAUCAGUCUUUGUUAAUUCACAACCAUUGCGGGAAGAACAAGUUCAGAAUGCUGUGAAAUUUCUAUCACACCCAAAAGUUAGAGGUUCACCUGUCAUCUAUAGGCGAUCAUUUCUGGAGAAGAAGGGCCUUACAAAGGAGGAGAUUGAUGAAGCCUUUCAGCGGGUGCCAGAUUCUGCUCCAACUGUGCAGACAGCUGGUGUAAAUCAAGAUGGGCAACUGAAAUCAUCAUCAAACAUUCAGCAACAAGCCCAACAACAAACUUUGCAGCCGGGUUUACCUGCUUCUACUGGUGUUAAUUCUUCAUCAGGAAGUUUAUCACGGCCCAGAUUUCACUGGUCCCAUGCCCUUAUUGCUGUUGGAUUACUGGCUGCUUCAGGAGCUGGAACAGCUAUAGUAAUUAAGAAUUCCAUUCUCCCUCGGUUAAAAUCUUGGAUACGUAAAGUUGUCUUAGAUGAAGAUGAUGAACAAAUAAGGAAAAAUGACAAAAAACCAACGCUGGUGGAAGAAGCUGCACAAGCUGCAAAAUCAGCUGCAGCUGCAGCUGCAGAUGUGGCAAAAGCAAGCCAAGAAAUGUUGGCUUCAAAAGGUGAAGAGAGGAGAUACUUUCUGGAAGUUGUGAGUCUUUUAGAUAAGCAAGUACAAGAAAUGAAGUCAAUGACAAAUGCAAUAAGAAGAUUGGAAGGUCAAGAAGAUCUUAGAGUCAGUCAAACAAGUUCAAAGCAACUGAUUGUGAAUGGCAAAGCAGACUAUGACUUGCGUUCAGUGAGAUCUUCAUCCCCACCUGCAUCUGUUGAACCAUCAGGUGGUCUUCAUCCAAAGUCAUAUAUGGAGAUAAUGGCCAUGGUCCAAAGAGGAGAGAAGCCUUCUAAUAUUAGAGAUAUCAAUGAUUUACCCCCCAACCCUAAUCAAGAACCAUCAAAUCCACGCUUAGUGCCUAGAUCCAAGCCUUGGGAGGUUGGUCAGGUGCAAAACAUUUCUACCCAAAUGCUUGAGUCUCAAGUAAAUGGUGAAGACUUGAAUAUCAAGACCCAAGACACCACUCAAUUGAAUGGGGAUGACCCAUUGCCCUGGUGGCAGAGAAAAAAUGUUAGAAUCAGAGAGAUUGAUGAUGAAAAUGAGUCUAAUGGAGCACCCUAUGGUGCUGCAUCCAGUCAGCAGCCAGUCCAACGUGUGUGGGUUCCUCCUCAACCUCCUCCGAUAGCCAUGCCGGAGGCUGCUGAAGCAAUCAGACGCCCAAAGUCAGUGAUCCAAAAGGAGCAGAUGUCAGAUAAUCAGUCAGUAGCUCAUUCUUCAGAUGUCUCUGAUGAGGUGCAUAGGACCCCACAACUAUUGGAAUCUGAAGGUGCGGUAGAGGGCAACAGUGUCAGCUCAGUUCUCAGCUCUGGUGAGAUACAAGAAGUCGAAGACCAUGAAGUGAAAUAUGAAGAGAAAUAAAGGCGAAUCAUGGUUUGUCAUGAAACACACGAAGUCGGAUAUAGCACUUGAAGUAGUCCCAUGGAUAGUCUUUUUCACAAUAUUUGUUUCAUAAUCAUAAAUUGUGUACUUCGAACAGGACGUCAAUCCAAGAUGCAAAAUGCACGUGUCUUUUUAUGAAAGAAUAAUGUUAUUUGUAAUAUUAUGAGUGCAGUCAGUGCAUGCAGAAUGUUUAAAAUAACUGAACGAAGUAUUCUACUAGAAAGUUGCGAAGCUAAUUUAUAACAAACGAGUGGCGACGCAAAGAAAAAAAUCUGAAGAUGAUCUAAUGAGCACAGAAAAUGUGUCGUCAGCUUAGGAUCUCAAAUUUAAUUGUCUUGUAGAGAAUUUUGUUUCGAUGAACUGCAUUUUUAAUGGAAAAUUUGUCACUUGUGGCAUUGU